CCCGACCAAGAACUACCACGGCGUCGGCCGCCUCCCAGGAUCUCCAACUGCCGAUUCCACAACCGAAUUUGUCGUAACGCCAUCUCGAUCGACGCACCGGUGAAGAGUCGAGGCCCAAAAGGUCGUUCCUUUUCCACUCAGCUGCCAUGGCGGAGCCCCAAGGCGGGGCUCAGCGGCCUCCGCCGCGGCCGGCGAUAGCCCUCCCUUCACGCUCCUCCAUGGAGAGCCUGUUCCGCCCCGCCGACGUCAGCCCCGGCCUGUCGAGCCUCUUGGCGGACCCCGACCUGGAGUAUCCGUCCUUCUCGCAGCUCCUCGCCGGCGCCAUAGGGCCUCUGGCGUCGGCGCCGCCGCCAUUCUGGCACGAAGCGAGAAGGGAGUCCGGAGGAGGAGCAAAUGAAGUGGCUUUGAGCCUGGGGCAAAGCCGACCGGUAAAUCUUACGGCAACGCGGCUGCCGCUCAUCACGUUCCCUUCGGGGAUCAGCCCAUCGAGCUUGUUCCAAUCUCCUCCUUCACUCUUCUCCCCUGCGCAGGGACAGUAUGGAAUAUUGAAUCAGCAGAACCAACCCCAAGCUACAGUUCAGGCUGCACGGUCUCAUGCAUAUGAUCCAACUUCAUAUUCUUCUACUCUCUCUGCAGCACCAGCAACAACAGCAGUAGCCUCCUUGAGACACCUGCCGACGCCUUUUAAUCUCUCCUCAGCGCAGCAGAUGCCCCAAUAUAACUCCACUUCUGAAUCUGCACAUGGUGAUAGAAGAUCUCAACCUUCAACCCUUGUUGUUGACAAACCUGCUGAUGAUGGCUACAAUUGGCGAAAAUAUGGGCAGAAGCAGGUGAAAGGUGGUGAAUAUCCUCGGAGCUACUACAAAUGUACGCAUCAGAAAUGCCCAGUUAAGAAGAAGGUCGAGCGUUCUUUUGAUGGGCAAGUGACUGAAAUAGUUUACAAGGGACAGCACAAUCAUCAGCCACCUCAGCAGAAUCGGCAUGCAAAGGAAGGUGGUAGCUUGGCAAGCGGGUCUAAUGGUUCAAAACCUGAACCUGCUUCACAAGGUCUCUAUGAAAGUUUCGGCAAAUCAAGCGAGACUACAUACAAGAGAAACUUGGAAUCUGAUCAUGACUCAAGCAAGUAUAUAUCGGAUUCUAGUGAUGAUGAAGAAGCUGGAGAAAUUGCAAUGAGGACAGAUGAAUUGGAUGAGAAUCAGCCAGAUUUAAAGAGGAGGAAAAUGGACAUCAGAAACAACCAAUCAGCAUCAUACUGUACAGUGACAGAGCCUAAAGUUAUUUUUCAAACAACAAGUGAAGUUGAUCUUUUGGAUGAUGGUUAUAGGUGGAGGAAAUAUGGGCAAAAAGUGGUGAAAGGAAAUCCUCAUCCCAGGAGCUACUACAAGUGCACUAAUUCUGGAUGCAACGUAAGGAAGCAUGUCGAAAGAGCUUCAACUGAUCCUAAAGCGGUUAUAACAACAUACGAGGGGAAACAUAACCAUGAUGUGCCAGCAGCAAGAAGCAGCAACCACAGCAUGCUGAAUGCCAAUGCUUCUGCAAGCAUCAUCUCUCCAAACACUCUUCAUAACUAUUCUAGAAAUCAGAUUUCCCUUGGUAGCACAGAUUUAGGACACAAUAUCGAACGGCCAGUGGCGAUCCAGCUGAAAAAAGAACGUGAUGGUGUCUAGUUUUCCAAGUGACUUGCGUGAAUACUUGUAGGAUUAUUAUUGUCUUCCAAUUUUUUUCUGAAAUGAUGGACAUCACGGGACGACCUCAAUCAUCAUCCGCAUUGAGGCAUGUUUGAAAAAAGAACAUCAAUCAUCAUCUAAAUGGCGGCGGGGUUGGAAAACUUGAUAAGAUCUGCGUUUGAGAGUUGUGCAGCCUGUAACCAAAAAGUACAAUGUGUGUUGUUUGUACUAGUUGUUGUAUUAUUCUUGCCUUAUACAUCUUUUAUCAGUAUCGAGUUCAGAAUACUAGUUUAGCAUUUUUGUACAGCUUGCAUGUUCUACACAGAAAAGUAAUGGCAUGUAAGUGAAGAAUUCCUGAA
Musa acuminata subsp. malaccensis (wild Malaysian banana) is the source of this 2026-nucleotide messenger RNA. Its product is annotated as probable WRKY transcription factor 4. The record is from RefSeq and is a predicted model, not a curated record. Lineage: Eukaryota; Viridiplantae; Streptophyta; Magnoliopsida; Zingiberales; Musaceae. Gene Ontology annotation, molecular function: DNA-binding transcription factor activity; sequence-specific DNA binding. Gene Ontology annotation, biological process: regulation of DNA-templated transcription.